AUGAGUAACAAAACGAAAAGCACAUCUCCGUCUUCAAAGAAAAUCGAUAAAGAGAAUCGAUUAGAGGCAAAAACCCUACUUUCGACCAAAGCCGUUCUCCUCUCUUUGCUCUUUUCUCUAAUUUUUGCUUCAGCAGGCACAUAUUUAUUUGCAAAGCCACUCAUUGAUCCGGUUGCGUACAGUUUACCUGAAGUGCCAGUAUUUGAAGGUGGCUUGAAAAGAAAUGAGAAGCUGGGCAAAGCGGAGAAGUUACUCUUGGAUCAAAUCUAUGGCCCAGAAUCCUUAGCCAUUCAUCCGAUCACCGGCCAUUUAUGGGCUGGCCUAAAGACUGGGUUGAUCUGUGAGAUUGCGAUUGGCUUUGAUGAAAAGGUGGAAAUCAAGCGAGCCGUCAGUUUGACGAAUUUCACCGAUUGUGAUGGAUCGUAUUCCACUCAACCCCGUUGUGGGCGCCCGCUUGGGCUCCGAAUGACCCCAAAAGGAGAGCUAUUAGUGGCCGAUGCCUACUUGGGAUUGUAUAUAAUCGAUUUGGAUAAAGAAAAAGUCUCUAAACUAUUCGGGAGUGGCUCGGAAGUGGGAAACGAUUUGACGAGGCCCACUCGGUAUCUCAACGACUUGGAUGUGUUGCCCGAUGGAAGGAUUGUGGUUUCGGAAAGUAGUCAUCGCUUUGAUGAUCGUGAUUUCAUUCUUGAUCUCUUCGAGCAUCGACCGAAUGGAAGGCUUUUGACGUUUAAACCACAAAUUGGAGAAAUUCGAGCUUUGAAAAAAGAUCUCUAUUUCCCGAAUGGAGUCCAAGCGAUCGGUGAUUACGUUUAUUAUUCAGAGAUGGGAAUGGCCAGGAUUCAGAAAAUCAACUGCAAGAAUCUCGAAGGGAUUUUUGACAAAGGUUCUCUCUCC
Messenger RNA from Mesorhabditis belari, 894 nucleotides. The record is from the annotation of a GenBank genome assembly. NCBI's taxonomy places the organism in Eukaryota, Metazoa, Nematoda, Chromadorea, Rhabditida, Rhabditidae.